ACCGGAUCCGACCGGACCCAACCGCGCCCGCCUGCGGGGACGGGAGGGAGGAGCCGCCUGAGCCAGGUGCUGGAGUCUGCUGGUCCUGGGAGGGGGCAGUCUCUGGUUCUGAGGAAAGAGACGAGAAGGGGAGCAGCAGAAACGGGUGUCACAUAAAGCAGCACUCAGCCGCCUUCCAUGUUUCCCUUCCUGCCUCUGCCCCCUGGGGAGGAGGAGCUGAGUAUCUAUCUAGUCCCUGGGUUGUGGGGCCCCAGCUGGGCCCGUACCCAACCCAGAAUCUAGAGAACAGCCUUUUCCUCACCUUCCUUUUCUGGGACCCCCGUUGGAUACGCCCUCCUCCCAGGGAUUUUCAGUGUUUGGGGUCACAGCAUCAAGAAAGCAUACUUUUCCUCCCUCCGGACUCAGCUCCAACUGGAGAGCAAGGCCUUCUACCCUUUGACAGAGCUGCUGCGGAAAAAGGCGCCUAUGCUGGACAUCAUCUAUUUUCCAAUCCUGGAAGCAUCAGGACCAAAGCUCCCGUUUCUGGGGGCAUGCACUGUGAGCAGCAGCCAGCUUCUAAACAUUCCUCCCAUCCCCCUCUCCCCAUUCACAUGCACCUGGGGUUGACUGCUGGGUGCUCUUUGAAGAAGAAACAAGCCUGCAGGAGCAAGACCGGAUCAAGAUGUGCAGCUCAGUUGCUGCCAGGCUGUGGUUCUUGACAGAUCGCCGCAUCAAGGAAGACUACCCCCAGCAAGAGAUCCUGCGGGCACUGAAGGCCAAGUGCUGUGAAGAGGAGCUGGACUUUCGGGCUGUGGUGAUGGAUGAGGUGGUGCUGACAGUUGAGCAUGGAAACCUGGGACUCCGGAUCAAUGGGGAGCUGGUCACUGCGUACCCCCAAGUGGUGGUGGUGCGGGUACCGACCCCCUGGGUACAGAGCGACAGCGACAUCACUGUCCUCCGCCAUCUGGAGAAGAUGGGAUGCCGGCUGAUGAACCGGCCCCAGGCAAUCCUGAACUGCGUUAAUAAGUUCUGGACCUUCCAGGAGCUGGCUGGCCAUGGUGUGCCUCUGCCAGACACCUUCUCUUACGGUGGCCAUGAGAAUUUUGCAAAAAUGAUUGAUGAAGCUGAGGUGUUGGAGUUCCCGAUGGUGGUGAAGAAUACGCGGGGCCACCGAGGUAAAGCGGUCUUCCUGGCUCGCGACAAGCACCACCUGGCUGACUUGAGUCACCUGAUUCGCCAUGAGGCUCCUUACCUGUUCCAGAAGUAUGUGAAGGAGUCCCACGGGCGAGACGUGCGGGUCAUCGUGGUUGGAGGCCGUGUGGUGGGCACCAUGCUACGCUGCUCGACGGACGGGAGGAUGCAGAGCAACUGCUCCCUCGGUGGCGUGGGCAUGAUGUGCUCCUUGAGCGAGCAGGGGAAGCAGCUGGCCGUCCAGGUGUCGAACAUCCUGGGCAUGGACGUGUGCGGCAUCGACCUGCUGAUGAAGGACGACGGCUCUUUCUGCGUCUGCGAAGCCAACGCAAACGUAGGUUUCAUCGCCUUCGAUAAGGCUUGUGGUCUAGACGUAGCUGGGAUUAUAGCGGAUUAUGCCGCCUCCCUCCUGCCCCCCGGCCGGCUGACCCGGCGCAUGUCGCUGCUGUCCGUCGUGUCCACGGCCAGUGAGACCAGCGAGCCGGAGCUGGGGCCCCCGGCCGGCGCCGCUGUCGACAACAUGAGCGCCAGUUCCAGCUCUGUUGACAGCGACCCCGAGAGCACCGAUCGGGAGCUGCUCCCCCAGCUCCCCCAACUCCCCCAGCUCCCUCAGCUCCCGGGGGCUCUGUUCAACAUGAACCAGCUGCUAGCCAAUGAAAUCAAACUUUUGGUGGAGUGACUCUACCUACUGGCCAGCGAGGUCAAACUCCUGGUGGAGUGGCUCUGCCUGCUAGCCAGUGAAAUCCAUGUCCUGGUGGAGUGGCUCUGCCAGGAGGUCCUUACCCCUCAGCCCCUCCCCUGGAAAUCUUUCCUUUCUUUUUCCUUCUUCUUGUUUGAAGCCAACUUGUGAUGCUGUUUCUGGAAGCCCCUCAAGGAGUGGUUGGGUGGCCAGGGGAGCCAGAUAUGGCCAGAUUAGA
Molecule: messenger RNA, 2087 nt
Organism: Tachyglossus aculeatus (Australian echidna)
Lineage: Eukaryota; Metazoa; Chordata; Mammalia; Monotremata; Tachyglossidae
Gene: RIMKLB
Product: ribosomal modification protein rimK like family member B
Exons: 7
Coding region: 662-1849 (395 amino acids)
Biological process (GO): protein modification process
Cellular component (GO): cytoplasm
Molecular function (GO): ATP binding; ligase activity, forming carbon-nitrogen bonds; metal ion binding
Source: RefSeq, a predicted model, not a curated record